AUCCUCUCCCCAUCCCUACCCUACCACCGGAGCAGCCAAGAAAGAAAUCUGGCCGCAAUCGUUUGGGGUGAACACGGCGGAGCUCCUCGUCUCCAAAUCCCUACACCCCUUGAGUCGUUCAUCUGCGGAAUCAUCCUUGCUUCUCUUGAGGUUCAUGGCAAGGAUCAAGGUAGUACACAGAGACAGACUGCAGUCCGAUUAGCAUCUCGUGCAAAUUCAUUCCAGUCCUGUUAGUCCUUGACGCGAACCAAGCUGACCGAAGCCCCGGCUUCCGAGCCUCGCCCUCGUUACGGCUGGCUGAGAUGGAGCCCGUGAGCGCGGCCACGGGGGCCAUGGGGUCCGUCCUGGGGAAGCUGGGCGCCCUGUUUGCCGACGGCCACGAGGUUUCCAACGGCGACGUCGAGUCCCUCAAGGCGGAGCUCCAGGCGGUGCACGCCUUCCUCAAGGCAACAUCCCAGGCCGAGGACCCCGGCGAGCGAGGCAGGCGCUGGAUGAAGGAGGCGCGGGAGUUGUCGUACGACGUGGAGGACGCGCUAGACAAGUUCAUGCUCCAUUCCCGCGACGGAUCUGGUGCUGCUGAUAACGACUCGGACGGUUUCUCUGAAAAGAUGAGCGCCUGGUUGUCGGAGGCGGCGGCUCGCCGUCGGACAGGCCAGGAGAUCAGCGAUGCCAUCUCCAGGGCCGGCGGCGCCGAGGCGGAGGAUCCCCGCCGGGACUGCUCUCUCUACAGAGAGACGGGUGAACCCGUGGGCGUCGACGGGCCGGCUGCUCAACUCAUCAGAAUGGUGGACGGAGGAGGGAAGCAAUUGGAUCUGGAGGUGGUUUCCAUGGUCGGGUGUGGGGGGCUGGGCAAGACGACUCUUGCUCGUCGCGUCUACGACACAAUGGGUCAGCAGUUCGAGUGUCGGGCUUUCGUCUCCGUCUCCCGGAGACCUCAUGUGGUUGCAAUUUUGAGCGACAUUCGGAGCCAACUGGGGUAUGAGUAUGCCCAAAGCUUAACUGAGGAUGCAAAAUCGCUCCUUGACAGCAUCUCCAAUUUCCUUCAGGAUAAAAGGUACUUCAUCAUAGUAGAUGAUGUAUGGGACGUUCAAACAUGGGAUAUUCUCAAGGGUGCCUUUCCAAAAGGCAAUUUUGGUAGCAGAAUAAUCACAACAACGCGGAUACAUGAGGUAGCCAAAUCAUGCUGUGCUUCAUGUGGGGGGCGAGUUUAUACAGUAAGCCCUCUCAGUGCCAUCGAUUCGGAAAGGUUGUUUUUUAAGUUGGUGUUCAAUUCUGGUGAGCAAUGCCCAUCCCACCUGAAAAGAGUUUCUGACAAGAUCUUGCAAAAAUGUGGUGGUCUGCCGCUGGCAAUUAUUGCUAUAUCCGGUUUGCUGAUUGCCAAUACGCAUGAAGAUCAGUGGGAGCAAGUGUACAGUUCUAUCAGGCAUGGACUUGGAAGCAACCCUGCCGUCGAAAGAACCAUGAGGAUUUUGUUGCUUGGCUACUUUGAUCUUACUCCUUGCCUGAAAUCUUGCCUGCUUUAUCUCAGUGUAUUCCCGGAAGGCUGUGCUGUCAAGAAGGAACGUCUGGUAAUGAGAUGGAUUGCCGAGGGGUUCAUUCCUGAAGAGCAUGGGCACACCCUUUAUGAAUCAGGAGAGAGGUGUUUUAACGAGCUCAUCGACCGGAACCUGAUCCAACCAGGGGAGAUAAAUAAGUUUGGGGAGGUGGAAAGCUGUCGAGUCCAUGGUAUAAUUUUUGAUUUCCUUGUAUCCAUGUCAAACCAAGACAAUUUUGUUACUUUAUUGGGUGUACCUGGUGUAAACCCUGAGCCAGGAAACAAAGUCCGUCGAUUGUCUCUACAGGGUGACAGUGAGAUUCCAGCAGAUCUUAUUUUGUGUAAAGCCCGGUCACUUUCUGUUUUUGGUCAUUGUGUUAAAAUGCCAUCGCUCUGGAAGUCCAGACACUUGCAUAUUUUAGAUUUGGUUUGUUCUGGGAAAGUAGAAGAUCAACAUCUUGCAGAAAUAGGUGGUCUGUUCCAUCUUAAGUACCUGAGGCUCAAGUCAAAAGUUGGAAAGCUUCCCCAGCAAAUAGCAGAGUUACAGUCCUUGGAGUCACUCGAGAUAUGUGAAAGCAACGCGACAACUGAGAUUCCACCAGCCAUCAAUCAACUUACACGGUUGGUACGUCUAGUUGUUCACGACGAAACUAUAUUACCGGAUGAAAUCGGUGGCCUCAAAGCAUUGCAAGUGUUGAGAGGUAUCAAUGUCAACACCCAGUCAACCAACUUUGUUCGGCAACUUUGCCUACUAUCAAACCUGAGGGAACUAAGCACAAGUUUUAUCAACUAUUAUGCGGGUGAUAACUGGAAGGAGAAUCAGGAAGAGAUGGUCAAUUCGAUUUGUAGGCUAGGCAAAGCAAAUCUUCAUGUUCUACAUAUUACUAUCAAUGAGGGAGCAGAUGAGAUCUUUGAGGAAUCAUGGUGCCCUGCUCCACUUAGUCUCCGAGAACUCGUUGUCGAGGUGGGCGUAGUCUCGACUGUUCCGAGAUGGAUUGGCUCACUUGUCAACCUCCAGAGAUUAGCCGUGCUUAUGUGGGAAGUUGGGGAGGAGGAUGUGGUGAUCCUGGGAAGCCUACCUGAUCUGCGCCAUCUUAGCCUCACUGCACUGGCAGCUGGGUCAAAAGAAGGGCGGCUUAGAGUCGCCCAAAGCCAUGGAUUCCCUUCCUUGAUCAGUUUCCAGAUCGGCGGAGAAGAGUGUGCACUGGGGUUAGUUUUUGAAGCUGGUUCCAUGCCGAAGCUACAAAAUCUUGAGCUUGAGUUCGACGCAGAGGAAACUAGUUCUGUGACUGAUGGUGAGUUUGAUUUUGGCAUCAAGCACCUCCCCUGCCUGACAAGCACAUCAGUUCGCUCUACUUGCGACGAAUCCAUUCGUCCAACAUUGGAGGCCGCCAUGGAGAGAUGCAUCAAGGACCAUCCCAACCAUCCCACGUUGAUAUGGACGAAAUGAACAUUUGGAAAAAAUCAAGCAGGCUGAUAGAAGCUGCAGUUAGAAUGAGCAAGAAGAUGGGUGAACAUGAUUUGUAGGGUGACAGUGGAAAGCCAAGAUGGGAGCAAUAUUGGUCCGAAUUUUUUUUUUGAUUGAAUAUCCGACUGAAGUUCUUGUUACAUUCAGUCAGUGGUAUUCUAUGUAUCCAAAAGUCAAAUGAGGGCGUGUUCCUAUUUUUCCUGAAAUGUUUCAGACACGAGCAA
This is a messenger RNA of Hordeum vulgare subsp. vulgare (domesticated barley), 3226 nucleotides long. Its product is annotated as disease resistance protein RGA5-like. The record is from RefSeq and is a predicted model, not a curated record. Gene Ontology annotation, biological process: defense response to other organism. Lineage: Eukaryota; Viridiplantae; Streptophyta; Magnoliopsida; Poales; Poaceae. Bases 303 to 2984 code for a protein of 893 amino acids. Gene Ontology annotation, molecular function: ADP binding. The transcript has 4 exons.